Messenger RNA from Columba livia (rock pigeon), 2294 nucleotides. RefSeq names its product growth hormone releasing hormone receptor (gene GHRHR). The transcript has 13 exons. The record is from RefSeq and is a predicted model, not a curated record. Lineage: Eukaryota; Metazoa; Chordata; Aves; Columbiformes; Columbidae. Gene Ontology annotation, cellular component: plasma membrane. The coding region runs from base 173 to 1447 and encodes 424 amino acids. Gene Ontology annotation, biological process: adenylate cyclase-activating G protein-coupled receptor signaling pathway; cell surface receptor signaling pathway; positive regulation of cell population proliferation. Gene Ontology annotation, molecular function: growth factor binding; peptide hormone binding; growth hormone-releasing hormone receptor activity.
AGCUUAGAGAGUUGUUAAUAUUUAUUUCCCACUUCACUGUAUUCUUACGUCAUUUCUGUGCAAAAACAUAAAUGCUUCAAAUCAGCAACUGCCAGGAGAAAGGGAAGUCAAAAAGCAGAUAAAAGAUGCUAAGAAGGGCUAAAGAGGUGAAGUCUGACUCUCGCUUUGGAACAUGAAUUCUAGAGCUUUACAACACUGUGCUCUGUACAUCCUGAGUCUGGCAGUGCUUGUUGCUGGGACUGUCCACCCAGAAUGUGACUUUAUGACAGAGCUGAAGGAAAAAGAAGCCGAAUGUCUGGAGGACUCAGAAGAGCGUGGAAAUGCAACACAACCAGGUUGCAAGAGAACUUGGGACAAAUUACUGUGCUGGCCAGAGGCAGAUGCUGGAGAGACCCUUGCCUUACCAUGCCCAAACAUCCUUUCUCACUUCAUGAAGAAGCCAGCUGGAAUAGUAAAAAGGAACUGCACAAAGAAAGGCUGGUCUGACUCAUUCCCUCCCUACCAUAUUGCUUGUCCAGUAGAAGAUGAGAUUCCGCUUGAAGAACAAUCCUACUUUUCUACUAUAAAGAUCAUCUACACUGUAGGGUACAGUGUAUCCAUCACCUCACUCAUUAUUGCUGUCACAGUCCUUAUUGCAUUCAGGAGGCUUCGCUGUCCCAGAAAUUAUAUCCAUGUACAGCUCUUUUUUACUUUCAUCUUAAAAGCUAUCGCUAUUUUCAUUAAGGAUGCUGUACUUUUCCAAGAGGAAGACAUUGAUCAUUGCAGCUUCUCUACAACUGAAUGCAAGAUCUCAGUUGUUUUCUGCCACUACUUCAUGAUGACCAAUUUCAUGUGGCUGCUAGUAGAGGCUCUUUACCUAAACUGUCUACUACUCUCAUCUCUUUCGCAUGGAAGAAGAUAUUUUUGGUGGCUUGUUCUCUUUGGCUGGGGUUUUCCUACACUUUUCACGCUUAUAUGGAUAUUAGCGAAAUUCUACUUUGAAGACACAGCAUGCUGGGAUAUUAAUCAAGGCUCUCCUUACUGGUGGCUAAUCAAAGGACCUAUUAUAAUUUCUGUUGGGGUCAAUUUUAUCCUAUUUAUCAACAUCAUCAGAAUUUUGCUGAAAAAACUAGACCCUAGACAAAUCAACUUCAACAACUCUUCUCAGUACAGACGCCUCUCAAGGUCAACUCUGCUUCUAAUUCCAUUAUUUGGAACCCAUUAUAUUGUCUUCAACUUUCUUCCGGAAUAUACUAGCCUGGGGGUUCGUCUUUACUUGGAGCUCUGUAUUGGAUCUUUUCAGGGGUUUAUUGUAGCAGUUCUAUACUGUUUCCUGAACCAAGAGGUGCAAACGGAAAUCGGACGGAGGUGGCACGGAAAGAGAUAUGGACUUAUGCCAGUGUGGAAGAGGACAAGAUGGACCAUGCCAUCUAGUUCUGGAGUAAAAAUGACCACAUCUGUGUGCUAAAGAUGGCUUCAGGAUCUGGAGUAAUUACAUAUAACAACCUGAUUAGGAGAAAACACAAACAACAAACAAAGCAAAAAAACCCACCAAACAUAAUGACUGUAGUUCGUACUGACCAAAUUAGAAGAGGAUCCACUUCUACAGCAGUUCUGCCCACUGGACAUCUUCUGCAGGACAAAGCAUUUCAGUGACAGAUUAAACACUGACUGGCCUUCUAAACACACAAUAACCCUCUAAUCAAUAUACUGUGCAUCACAUAAAACACAGAAAUCUCUUCUUGGUUCACUUCCUGUGGACUUUUACUGAUAGCAUAAUGUGUCUAGGGAGUGGACACCAGUAGUACCCUUCAGUAACACCUCUGGAAACUGGUAUUCAAUCCUCACGCAAUGGGAAAUGGAAUCCAUCCAACUUGUUCAAGCCUUGUUCCUUGUUUUGAUUCAGUAGACAAAUAAGAAAACAAAUGUCUUGUUAAACUGCAACACCAUAAAUAAAAAGUCCUCUUAUACUGUCUUUUUAUAUUGUCUUGUUAGAGGCAGAAAGAUUCAAAGUUCAACAGAAAACUCAAUACUCUCUUACGUUCUGGUGCUAUUCUAGUAGCUACAGGUUAGAAAAUUGGUAGCAAAGAAGCAGAAAGUGGAGGUGUUGGGAAGGGCAAGCCUCCGUAAGACAAUCAUUGAGGAAAAACUGCUCUUUGCAAGUAAAUUGAAAAGCAAGCUUCUGCACAAAAAGAUUAGGACACUGCUAGGAAUACUGCUGGAUAUUUUCUUAAGUGUGACUGUUUUUGCUCUCCAGUGUUGUAGACCAUUCAGAAGCUUGAAAAUAAACUUGCACUCCUGGUGUUUGUAUUUGA